This is a messenger RNA of Symbiodinium necroappetens, 993 nucleotides long. The record is from the annotation of a GenBank genome assembly. Lineage: Eukaryota; Dinophyceae; Suessiales; Symbiodiniaceae.
AUGGCAUGUCUCCAGAAUCAUUUUUUGGAGAGUAUGGGGCUGACCAUGGACAAUGGCUGGGGCUGCGACGGUAUCAAGGCCCCCGGCGGCUGCCGCAGUGGCCUCACCGGCUUCAACCAAUCACAAGGAAUGAAGCGCUUCCGCUGCAAGACCUGUGACUACGAUCUCUGCGAGGAGUGCUAUCUGGAACGCCUGAACAGCAGGCGUUGUCUGAAGGGUCAUGUUCUGGCCCCGCUGGGCAUCCAGAGACAAUCCAGACCCGGCUGGCAUUGCGAUGGAGAGAACGAAGGUGGCUGCAAGAGCAUCGCCCGAGGAUUCGAAAGUACCAAAACCCUGAAUCGCUUCCGCUGUGAACAGUGUGAUUACGACUUGUGCGAACGGUGUUAUGAGACGCCGCUGGCAAAGCCCUGCGAUCGCGGCCACGCCAUGACAUUGCUGGGCUUGGCAAGGGACAAUGGUUGGGGCUGCGAUGGGCGGAGUCAGCCAGGUGGCUGCAAACGUGGCAUCACUGGAUUUCGGCAGACGAAGGGCAUCCACCGCUUCCGCUGCGAGGCCUGUGACUUCGAUCUUUGCGACCUCUGCUACGAAGCCCGGCCCGUGGCUGACCGCGGUCCAGCGGCCAAGCCGAUGACAGUGAAUCCGGAACUCGUUCCAGGCUACUGGGACAUGGAGGUGAUGGAGGACAUCGAAAUGCUAAAGGGCCUUGCACCGGAGGAAGAGAACGUCUUGAACAAGUUCGGCAAAGUGGAACUGACUGAAAGCGAGCUGGCUUCCAUUCAGCAAAUCUUCGACGCGUCUCACAAGAAGGUCUACACCCGGGACCGCAAAGGCACCAAGGUGCCUGACAAGCUGCUUGUGAAGUGCGCCUACCGGAUUCAGAAUCUCCAGAACUGGACGGAGUUUGUGCGGAAGCAGAGCUCCAUCCGCGCGCAGAUUGACUCUUUGAAAGAGACGGGGAACAAGGGCGUUUGCAGGAACGGUCCGGAGCUGAGU